AUCAUGCCACCCGAUGGAGAGGAUAUGUUAGAUGAUUAUUAUGAGGAAGAGGACAAACCGACUCUUCCAGAACUUCCACAGCAACCACAACCAAACGCGCCCGCUUCUCUACAAGAGCCGCUAGAGCCAGAACGAACUGAAAAUCUUGAGGAACUUAUGUUUGCCCCAGUGCGGCAGAUCUUACUGGAGCACAGUUACGCACAGAUACCUGCCUAUUUAAAACAGCCUCCCAAGAGGCAUCGUGGAGUGUCUAUAGACUUGGAAAAGCCCAGCGACUUCCUCCAUAUCGACUUGGGCCAGCCUGUGCUGGAGGCCCCAGAGGAGGUCAUUUGCGUUGGAGGUGGCUUAGUACCCGGACUUGAGGCCAGGACAGGGUUCUUGGAAGUUGGUGACCUCCGUUUGUCAUCCAAGAAACCAGAGGAGACUACGGCCAAAGCAACUCAUGAGCAAUCUAAGAGUAAAAACCGGAAGAAGCAGCAACAAGCCAAGGAAGUGAUAGAGCCUGGGGAGGUAACAUCAGAUGAAGAUGAUGAGGAUGAGGAGGAAGAAGAGGAGGAAUUCUGGAUAACGACACGAGAGUUGAGGUCUCACAGGAACCGCCGUCCUUUAAUACCACCUUCCCCACCAAAAUACGAGGUGCGCAGCGAGUUUGAACAGAUGACCAUUCUCUAUGACAUCUGGAACAAUGGACUGGACACAGAAGACAUGUAUUUCUUGCGGGAAACCUAUGAGAGACUUCUUCAGGAGGACCACAGUACAGACUGGCUGAAUGACACCCACUGGGUUCACCAUACAAUCACCAACAUUGCUGACCCCAAGAAAAAACGGAACAAGCAAGAUGGUCUGCGGGAGCACCAGACGGGUUGUGCUCGCAGUGAAGGCUACUAUGCCAUCAGCAGGAAGGACAAAGACAAGUACCUGGAUGUGAUUCCUGUAUCCGUACGGGAACUGGACAGCGACUUGCAGGGUACAAACAGGGUGUUGUCUGAGCGCCGCUCUGAGCAGAGGCGCCUUCUCAAUGCCAUCGGCUCUUUCUCAAUAUUGGACAGCGACUUGCUAAAGCUCAACCAGCUGAAGUUCCGUAAGAAGAAGCUGAGAUUCGGCCGCAGUCGCAUUCAUGAGUGGGGUCUCUUCGCCAUGGAGCCCAUCGCUGCCGAUGAGAUGGUGAUUGAGUACGUUGGGCAAAACAUCCGUCAGGUUGUGGCGGACAUGAGGGAGAAGAGGUACGCUCAGCAAGGGAUCGGAAGCAGCUAUUUGUUCCGUGUCGACCAGGACACCAUCAUAGACGCCACCAAAUGUGGAAACUUGGCCAGAUUUAUAAACCACUGCUGCUCGCCUAAUUGUUACGCCAAAGUUAUCACCAUCGAGUCCCAAAAGAAAAUCGUCAUCUACUCAAAGCAAGCGAUCAGCGUCAAUGAGGAGAUCACCUACGACUACAAAUUCCCCAUCGAAGAAAACAAAAUUCCCUGUUUAUGUGGGACUGAAAACUGCCGGGGGACUUUGAACUAA
Messenger RNA from Staurois parvus, 1509 nucleotides. NCBI's taxonomy places the organism in Eukaryota, Metazoa, Chordata, Amphibia, Anura, Ranidae. The record is from the annotation of a GenBank genome assembly.